CUAGAAUCUAAAUUACAUCAGUCUAUUCUGUGGUUUCAUCAUGAUCAUAGGGUACUGAACUCUACACUCCAACUCAAGAGUUCAGUGUCAUAGGGUCAUAGAGACAAUGUUCUAAGCAAGUAGUGUUAUCAUAAUUUAGGUUAUGUUUUUAAUAGGUUAUUCUCAUAGAUUAUCAUUACCAAUGAUUAUAGUGGAGAUUAUACUUGUUUUUAAAUUUGAUAUCUUAUUGGAAUCUUGUGAAUAAAAAUAUAUGUAGAUUAAAUAUUAAACUUUGAAGUUUUGAUUUUUUUUUUUUUUGUCAUUUAUAAAUAUAAAUAAUUUUUAUAGACUGAAAUUUAUCGUUCAAAUUUGAUUAAUUUAUAUAAAUAAUUGUGAUAAAUUCAUUAUAAAUACCAUUAUACCAUUAAUAGUAAGUAUGACUUAAACAUUGGUUUGGACUUAUUUCAAUCUAUACUGAUAUUAAAAAUACAAAAUUUUGAUUGUAUAAAAAAAACUUACUUUUUAUAAGAAUACCAUUAUAUUAUUUCUAAUAUUAAAUAAUAAUAUAUUUGUUGUAAUUAGUCAGUUAUAUUUAUUAUGUUUAUAUUGUGUAGUUAAAAGGUUUUGAAAUAAUUCAAAAUAGUUUUAAAAAUAAAUUAGAAUAAACAUUUCAAUUUAAAUACUUGAAAAUACAUGUUGUGUUAUUUGAAACUUUUUAACAAAAUAAUCAAUAACUUAUCAUUACAUGGAACAGUUUUGAGUUAGAAACUUUUUAACUGCGCCAUAAAAACAUAAUAGGUAAUUGUUUAUUCUAAUAAUUAUAUUGGUGUUUAAGAAUUAUGGCUGAAGAGGAAUCAAAUUCCAAACUAUCAUAUCCUUUAAAAGUAUUGUAUUGUGGAAAUUGUUCACUUCCACUUGAGUAUUGUGAUUUUUCUUCAGACACGGACAGGUGUCGUGAGUGGCUUGAAAAGUAUCUACCAGAUGAGUUUAGUAGACUUAUGACAGCUAGUGGGACUGCCGGUGGUGAUGAUUCUGAUGAAAAAAAACGCCAAAAACGUGGUGGUAAAGGUAUGGUAAAGUCGAAGAAGAAAGAUGAUGGACCUAAACAAGUAAGUGCCUACUGUCUACAUUUUAUAUUAAAAUUUAAUUAUUGAUACCAUUUUAUAAGUAAAGUAACAAAUAUAUUUUGUUUUAUUUAGGUAUGUUUAUCGAGAGCACCAAGAGGAAAAAAGAAGUCUGUGACCGUUGUGACUGGCUUAAGUACAUUCAAUAUUGAUUUGAAAGUUGCAGCUAAAUUUUUCGGUACCAAGUUUGCUUGUGGAUCAAGUGUAACGGGUGAAGAUGAAAUUGUCAUACAGGGUGAUGUAAAAGAUGAUUUGUUUGACAUAAUACCUGAAAAAUGGUCCGAAAUAGAUGAAGAUUACAUUGAAGAUCUUGGAGAUCUUAAACGGUGAUCAUAAUAUACAAAAUUUAUCAAUUUUCUAAAGUAAAACAUAAUACUCAACUUUUAUUGUCAACAUGAAAUGUUUAAAUUAAUGAAAUCAAUAUAUUAUGGAGAUAUUAUUCCAAUUAUUUAAAUAUUGAUUGUUAUUCUACUUUUACCUUAUAAACUUAUAUCCUAAAGUAGUUUGAAUUUUCAAAAAUGACAAAUAAAAUUUAUUAAUUACAGUUACAAUAUUUACAAAAUACAAUUGCGUUUAGUAAUAUACCAUUAGUAUUGAUGUUUAUAUUUUGUUUAAACAAUUUAUACACUGUUUAUGUCUCUACCCAGUGUAUAUAAUUAUUAAAAUGUUUAUACUAAACAAAUAAAUGAGUUAU
Cinara cedri is the source of this 1797-nucleotide messenger RNA. The record is from the annotation of a GenBank genome assembly. NCBI's taxonomy places the organism in Eukaryota, Metazoa, Arthropoda, Insecta, Hemiptera, Aphididae.